Messenger RNA from Struthio camelus australis, 1417 nucleotides. The record is from RefSeq and is a predicted model, not a curated record. Lineage: Eukaryota; Metazoa; Chordata; Aves; Struthioniformes; Struthionidae.
AUGGCGACGUCGCCGCGCGCCGGCAGCGGGAGAGCUGGCGGGGGAAGCGCCCGUCAUUUCCUCCAGCAAGUCUCCUUUCAGUGCUUAGCAGCUGUCGCUUUGGGCCUUGUUCUGAGGUCCCGUGUGAGUUAUUUCUUCCCUAAUCCCUUUCAACUUUUUUUUUUCCUUUUUUUUUCUUUUCUGUCAGGGACGUGGUUGUUAUAUUUGCCGUGCACCUGGAGUAUAGGCCUGGCAGCGGAGCCGGGUUGCCUUCCAGACUGCUAUAUGCUAUCCCUGUUUGGGGCUGGAGCAGUGCUGAUGCGUGGAGCAGGCUGCACGAUUAAUGACAUGUGGGAUCAGGACUAUGACAAAAAGGUUGCGAGGACGGCCAGUAGACCCCUAGCAGCUGGAGAUAUCUCUACUUUUCAAUCCUUUGUUUUUCUUGGGGGACAGCUUAGCUUGGCUCUUUGUGUGCUUCUGUGUCUGAAUUACUACAGUAUUGUUCUGGGAGCAGCCUCCUUGUCUCUUGUGAUCACCUAUCCUCUGAUGAAGAGAAUAACAUACUGGCCACAGUUAGUUUUGGGACUUGCAUUUAAUUGGGGAGCCCUUCUUGGGUGGUCGGCCAUCAAAGGGUCGUGUGAGUGGUCUGUGUGUUUACCUUUGUACUUAGCUGGAGUUAUGUGGACGCUGGUAUAUGAUACCAUUUACGCGCAUCAGGAUAAGAGGGAUGACGUCCUUAUUGGUGUGAAGUCAACAGCGUUACAGUUCAAUGAAGAUACAAAGCAGUGGCUCAGUGGCUUCAGUGUUGCAAUGCUCUUGGGCUUGUGCAUGGCAGGAAUGAACUGUAACCAGACUUUCCCUUAUUACUCCGCUGUGGCUGCCGUAGGUGCUCACUUAGCGCACCAGAUUUACACUUUGGAUAUAGACAAACCUGAAGACUGUUGGAAGAAGUUUACUUCGAAUCGUACAGUAGGAGUUCUGCUCUUCGUAGGGAUUAUGCUUGGAAAUCUUUGGAAAAGAAAAGACUCAAAAAAGGAGGAAGCGCCUCUAGAAAACAGGUAGCUGAAACUACUAUGAGUACUGAUAUUUUAAUCUGGUUAAAAUAAAGAUACUGUAAGAGUAAAAAAACUUAGAACUAUUUCUGAUUUAUUCUAUUUAUUUAUAAUAGCUGAUUAAAUUUUCCUUAUUUCUAAAAACAUGCAAGUGAGAUGAACCAACAAGUAAAGCUGCUGAACUUUGUUUAUGGUGAUAUUGAAUGUUUAAAUAUUAAUUCUGUGUAGUACAAAUAAACUUCUGUAAAAUUCUCAGGACUGUGAGCCCCAACGUUUUCUACAUAACACAACAGAUAUCUCUUGGUGACAGUACAUGGGAAAUGCAAAGUGAUUUCAGGAUGUAAAUAAACUCUGGUUGUAAAGGUGUGGUGUUCUGAUUUAUUGCA